AUGUUAUCGCACCAUAAAUUGACGACGUACUCGCACCAGGUACUCGACCGUCAAAAUGGUGAGAGAUCGCUAGGCACAGUCACAACAAUUAUUUCAGGACAUUAGCUACGAAGGGGACGAUGUUAUCCGCGCAGGGUUGGGGCAGUCUCGUCAUCGUUUCGGUGAUUUGCAUUGUCAAACCGGUACUACCGUUUCAGCUUGGAUUGUCGAGGUCUGGUGCCUUGAGAAACACACCGUUGAACACCUGGCAGGCAACUACUGGCUUUUCGACAAAAGAUGAUAAUCUUCGGUAUGUACAACUCACUGGUGCGUCGAUGAUGCUCGGUGUCUCAUCACAGGCCAGUACCUACGAUGUAUUAUCGACAACGSCAUCGAAGGAAGUGCGAGGCAGAGCAGUAUUCCUUCUUCCCCAUAACGCUAACGAAAUCAAGUCUAAAUUCGGGACUUACUCUCCGUACGGGAGUCCCUCCAUAUUGGAGGCGGCCGAACAAUUGCGGAGAAAAGCAAACUGGUUUUCGGAUGGUUUAAUCGAGGCUGAUAUCGUUCUUUUGCCGGAUACGAAAGAAGAGUUCUCGAAGGUUCGUCAGCAAGUUUUGGAUGCUAACGUAGUGGUUGCAUUUAAUAUGAAAAAAGAUGAUGAUCUGUCUUUCAUCACCGGCAUUUUCAAUGAGAGGAAAUCUGAGUCUUCCAGCGGGGAGAAAGAGUUCUGUCAAUUUGCGCUUGACUGCGAGGGAAGCAAAUCACUUCCUUCAGCAUUGUGCGGACCAUACGAUCCACAAUCGCCCUCCAUUAGCGCCCUACUUCUUCCUUGGAGUAACGAUGCAAGUGGGAAACGGCURGAAGAGCAAAUGAUGGAUUUAUUUGGCCGAUGGACGUCGGACGAUUUCACUUAUGCGCUCAUGCUAUUUUUCAAUCAGUAUGUUGCUCCAAUCGAUUGGGUGAAACACAGUAUCGACGCAACAUGGGAAAAGGGCCCGGUUAGAAAUGCGCAAGAGUUUUACAAGAUGAUAUCGAAGUGCGGCGAUUGCAUUGGAAAGUGUGUCCAGGAUGAAAAUUGUAAGGAGUGUCUUGAUGCGCUGACCGCAGUAGAUACAAGCGAUCAAGUCGCAUCUUAUCGCACAAUUGUAUCUUAUGAAUCCGAACUUUUGAGGGAUUUUAGUUAUUGCAUCCUCCAAAAAAACAAYAUAUUUGGUUGUGAUGCAAAAAUACCAACGUUGCCAGAGGUGACGCCGAUGUCGACAUUUAGGGGCGAACCUCUGACGAAAGAAGUUGCACGACAGAUUUUAAUCGGUCACUUGGAUGACGAAAACGCGUUGGAAAGCAGCUUGAAAACUGAUAUUUCAUGGAAAGUUUCCGCGGGUGCAAAUGUCGCAUACGAUCAGUUCCCGUCACAGAACCAAAUAUUUUAUAAUAGCGUUGAUGGCAGAAGUAUGUGGUAUGAUCCUGUGUUUCGGGUGGAGACCAUUGAUGGAAGGAAUGUUUGGGCGAAGAGACAUUAUCGUGUCAGGGAUGGCAAAAUUCCAGGGACCUUCCGAUUCAGCGUGCUUGACAACGGAGUCACAUCGGAUGAGUUUUGGACUCUAGUUGACGUAGCUGAUGAUCUUUCGUACGUCAUCUUUCACUAUGCUGGAGCAGCUCGUGCGGUCGGCCAGAGAUACCUUGGUGGCUUGUUAUGUACAUCCGACGGGUCACUUCCRUCGGAAUCAGAAAGGGAAGAAAAAAUUUAUCCGAAACUACGUUCAGCCGGCAUCGAUCCAUGGGAGCUUUUCAUUGUUGAUAAUAGCGAUGAGUCGGAUGGUGCGAUUGAUGCUGGACCUCCUCCACUUGAUUUCUACAGGAAAGAUAUUUUAGAGAAAAUACAAGCCUCACGAUUCAUCAAUUGAUAAGUUCGCACAAACCACGAAAUGAUAUCGUAUGAAAAGGAAUCCACAAACUCAGCAUCAUUAGAGUUGUGUCCAUCCGGACCAACACAACGUAACAAUCUCUAAAAUUAAAAGUGGAAAAAUGAUUUGAUUUUCAAUAUAUGUAUCUAUCUAUG
Molecule: messenger RNA, 2038 nt
Organism: Pseudo-nitzschia multistriata
Lineage: Eukaryota; Bacillariophyta; Bacillariophyceae; Bacillariales; Bacillariaceae
Source: the annotation of a GenBank genome assembly